Lachancea sp. 'fantastica' is the source of this 1680-nucleotide messenger RNA. The record is from the annotation of a GenBank genome assembly. NCBI's taxonomy places the organism in Eukaryota, Fungi, Ascomycota, Saccharomycetes, Saccharomycetales, Saccharomycetaceae.
AUGACAGUAAACACACGCAGUAAUAGCAGCAGCUCGCAGGACUCCCAACAGCCCAGUUUUGUCGCAGAGCUCAGCGACGACAAAAACCAAAUAGUUGUUGAGGACGCAGAAUUCGAGACCUCGUCUCAGGAAAGCGAUAAUUCUAACCGCAACCCGUUUGUUGACCCGUACUUGGAGAAAUACUACCGUAAAGUGUACGCAGACUGCGAGUAUGAGUGUCUGCACGCAUUCGACCCGGGAUUCAAGUGGUCCCAAGAGGAAGAAAAAAAACUGUUGCGCAAAGUGGACUGGCGUGUGGCUAUCCCGGCAUGUCUGAUGUUCGCAGCAUUGCAGAUCGAUCGUGGAAAUCUGCAACAGGCCGUUGCAGACAACAUGCUGAAGGAUCUUAAGAUGACAACCAAUGACUACAAUACCGGGAUGCAGCUGUUCUACGCAGCGUUCACAAUCGCAGAAGUGCCCUCGCAAUUGUUGUCCAAACGGAUCGGGCCCGACCGCUUCAUUCCGUUCCAGAUGGUACUCUGGAGUAUUGUCUCUAUUGCACAAGCUGGUGUGAACAACAAGGCCGGGUUUUUCGCAACUCGUUUUUUUCUGGGACUUUUGGAAGGUGGGUUUAUCGCAGACCUAGUUUUGUGGCUCAGUUAUUUCUAUACUUCCCGUGAACUGCCCCUCCGUUUGUCUUGGUUUUGGACCACUCUUUCGCUUGUGCAAAUCUUCACUGCGUUGCUGGCCUUCGCAAUCCUGAGAAUGCGUGGAAUCGGAGGUCUCACCGGUUGGCAGUGGCUAUUGUUGAUCGAAGGUCUCAUCACUCUGUUUAUCGGUGUGUUUGCCUUCUAUCUCAUGGUACCUUCAGCCGUGCAAACUAAGAAUUGGAUGCAUCCUAAGGGCUGGUUCUCUGAGCGCGAGGAGAAAAUUGUUGUAAACCGGGUGCUGCGAGACGAUCCUUCCAAAGGUGACAUGAACAAUCGUCAGACUUUAACCUUGCGUAAGUUGUGGGAUGCUUUGAAAGACCACGAUUUGUGGCCUAUCUAUGCGAUUGGAUUGCUUGCCUACAUUCCAGUCAGCACAAUUCAACCUUACUUGACGCUUAACUUGAAGCAGCUCGGGUUUUCCACUUUCAACGUCCAGUUGCUGUCCAUUCCAUACAACGUUUUGCACAUUAUUCUGCUGUUGUUGAUCACCAAAAUUUCCGAUAUUUUUGACGAGAGAUCGCUGAUAUCGUUGGCGGCGCCUGUGUAUUCCACAUUCCUCCUGGGGUUCAUCAGAUGGUGGUCCGGUUCUAUGACUCAAGCAUGGCCCACGUAUGUGAUCACCACUUUGUUCUUGGGUCAACCAUAUAUCCAUGCCAUGUGUGUCGCUUGGGUUUCCAAGAACUCCAACUCCAUUAAGACCCGUAGUGUUUCCUCCGCUGUUUACAACAUGUUCGUGCAGCUUGGAACCAUUGCUAGCAGUCAGAUCUACAGAGCCGACGACAAACCAUUGUAUCAUCGUGGUAACUUCCAACUAUUUUUCAUCUCGCUGGCCUUGAUCCCUCUACUGUUGCUCACCAAGGCUUGGUACAUAUAUCGCAACCGGCAAAAGGAUCAAAUAUGGAACGCCAUGAGCGAAGACGAAAAACGAGACUAUAUCUUCAACUCCAAAGACCAGGGCAAUCACAGACUGGAUUUCCGCUUUGCCCAUUGA